AUGGUGAAAAUUGAGCCUACAUUGGAGGCCGGUGCUGAGCUUAUGAAGGUUAUCGUUAUCGCCUUCAGUGGGGUUGCCGUGUGUGCAAAUGCUGCUAAGGAGCAACCGCAAAAGAUCGUGGAAAUUGAUCAUCUCAGUAUGCGCAUUACCUCCGUGUACAGUUCUGCGGGUAUUCUCUGUCGCAAGAACGUUGCCAUUGUUUUUGACGGCGUAUCCUCGUUGUUUUUUGAUGAGGAUGCAUUGCGGUCUCUCACAAGGUGCGCCGUGAGCCAUGGGAUCAUGAAAGAGGUUCCUGAGUAUUGCCGUCCGUUUUAUAAGCUGCGUUCAUUGAGUUCACGUUGGUCCUACGCCAAGAGUUGUGUCUUCGCUUUUAUACGGGACAGGAGGAGGCGUUACAACUUUAAUUCGUCGCACCUUCACUUCUACGCCGAAGCCCGCACGUCGUAUCUUGCGCUCUUGGAUUACUGCCAUCGCACACGGGACAUUGCGGAAAAGAGGGAGCAAUUGGCCGACAUUGAGGGUGAUAUUCGCUAUCGUGAUGUGGUGUUAUUUUUGAGGCGCAAGGUUCAAGAGAGAUACUCCACGACGGUACUUGCUGGCAGUACAGGGGCGGGUGUGACACCGCCGCCGACGCAGCCUUCAGAUGCUCGUCAAUUCGUUGUUGUCUCGUCUCUUCACGUGGACGCGAAAAUUACGUGCGUGCGGUUGCCUGCUGAAACAACGGUGUGGCUGCGUGAUGUCGCGUUUGUGAAGCGCCGCGGGGAGUCCAAUUUUUCGGUUGGGAAUGUCACAUUGGUUGCGGGGGGAAAGUCUCAGCUGCUACGGGCGCCGGAUUCCGGGGAACCGUUUUUUUCUCUUCAGCAAACCGAAAGCAAUGGCAUGACUUUUGUCAGGACGACGUUAGAAGCAUUGCGUUUUAUCACCACAUCUAAUUGGAUGCUGCAAUUGGUUCAGCCUAUCAUGGUUGCCAUGCCACACGUUCUGCGGGCGAUUCCAGAAACAAAUUGUAAUGCACCGGAGACUAAAUUGAGUAAUCGAUGUGAAAAAACCACAAGUUUUGUUUUCCCAUUGAUAGAUUUUCAUGUGGAUGAUUUGCGGUUGCAUUUGAAGCAACUAUCCCUGACGCAUAUAGAGCGAACAUCCGGUGACUCACGUGUGGGUCUUUUGAUGAAGGAAUUGUCUGUGCGUUUUGGCGAGGAAACGGACGUGCUAUCACCCAUGAAGGUGGAAAUGACUGAAGAGGAGGAUAUCUUGGUGUCUGCGGUGACGUUAAAUGUAUCGAAUGCGCUGUGGGAGUAUUUGUGCCACGUUCGAACUGAGUGGAACGAUGCCCUACUACGGGUUAGUAACAUGCCAGGCUUUGUAUCAAGAGUGCAGUCAACAACGGGUAACACACAGAUAAAAAAGUCUUUCGCAGAGGUGUGUUGUGAGGCUGAAUUAAAAGAGGAGUUUAAUUCCGCGCUAAAAUUACAGCGGACAUAUCUCUUGGCUGUCGUUAUUACUUUUGAACCCUUAAAUCUCCGCAUGCAGCUGGGAACUAUGAAUACGUGGAGAGGGGCACAAACGUGUGGUUUUCCUUUGGUGCAUGCGAACAUAUCAUCGUUUGAGUUUUCAACAGAUCAUGUGGAAGGAGGUGUAUUGACGAUGACGUGCCCUAGCGGCAUUUUAUACUCAAAAACAAGUUCAACAAGUGACGCUUCACGUGUGAAUGUGUCGAUAGGGGUACUGGAAUCAGUAUGGAAGGCGUCUUCCACAAGAAAUUUAUUGCAUAUUGAUGCUAUGCAAUUCCAUGUAUAUGGCGAUGCGACGCACUGCUCCGAUGGAACGCUUCGGUUCUUGGAUGCUCUGACAUUUGCCCCAAUGAAGUGCUUUUACUGCCGCCAGUUAAGUUCAAUUCCAACAACCGCACGACCGUAUCUUGCGUCCUCUUUGCAGGUCCCAGUGUGUCUUGCGGAGGUCUGUAUGCAACGACUCAUUUUUUUGGAAUUGGAUUUGUUGGGAACUUUGAUAAAAAGUUACGCCACCUUUUUUGUGAACAACCUUGUGCCUACAGAAGCCUACCGACUGUUUUUUAGUGGUUUUAGCAAUUUGGCCUUCGUCAUGUACGCUUCUUCUUGUGCAGUUAAGUUUGGCGGAGAUGAAGCUUUAAUGUGCCGA
Messenger RNA from Trypanosoma cruzi, 2157 nucleotides. RefSeq lists its product as uncharacterized. Lineage: Eukaryota; Euglenozoa; Kinetoplastea; Trypanosomatida; Trypanosomatidae. The transcript has a single exon. The annotation marks the transcript as partial. The record is from RefSeq and is a predicted model, not a curated record.